Fusarium vanettenii 77-13-4 is the source of this 2868-nucleotide messenger RNA. RefSeq lists its product as uncharacterized. Lineage: Eukaryota; Fungi; Ascomycota; Sordariomycetes; Hypocreales; Nectriaceae. The record is from RefSeq and is a predicted model, not a curated record. The transcript is spliced from 7 exons. The coding region runs from base 1 to 2868 and encodes 955 amino acids.
AUGGCUGAUCCAUUCUCCAUAGCUAGCGGCGUUGCUGGCAUCGUUUCUCUAGGCAUUACUAUUUGUAGUGGCCUCGACACAUACUUCAGCGCUAUCAAAGAUCGAGACGAUGACUUGAAACGCGCUUCUGAGCUACUGAGCCUGCUUCGCAGAUACAUCGAGCUCAUUCGGCCGAGUGCGUCGACACUAAGUAGCCGCCAUGCCCAAGCUACCGAUCUCGUUGUCCUAGCACUAGGAUCUUGCGAAGGUGAGCUUCGGGCUCUAAAGGAACUCGUCGAAAAUUUGAAGAAGGUUGAUGGCGCUUCGGAUGUGGCACGCAAGUGGGACAAGUCAAAAUCAGUCAUCACCUACCCGUUCCAACGGAAGAAGUUGACUCAGAUUCAAGAUCAGCUCCUCAAAGCCACGGGAGCCCUGGGAACUGUUAUUCAAGCGUUGAUCCUACAUGUUGGUGUGAGUGUCGGUGACGAUCUCGAGGCGUUCAGAACCGCCGUACAGGAUAACCACUUGGUUACGGCGGGCUUUUUAACGAGAAUCGAAUCCAAAGUUGAGAGAGUUGAAGUGUCUACUCAACAGACAGAAGAAAGGCUCACGGCAAUUUCGACUGGACUUGAGGAACGAAAGGCCCUGGCAUCCAACAGCCAGACACUGGUCAAAGAUACUAGCCUCGUGGUCUCAGGAAAGCUGGAUGCAAUCGCAGAAGGUCUUCGACUUGGUCGGCAAUCCCAGACCGCUGGCAUAUCACAACAAAAGGACAUUCCACGGUACUUGAGAAACUCCAUGAUCGAAAUGAAAUGCAUUCAAGAUACCGCCACGGGAAUUUGUCCCUGCCAGGGACAGAAAGACAAAAUAAGACAACAGCCACUAACGACGUAUCGAUUUUGGGGAGGUCUAGCCAUUUCUUACCAGUCAAUGUCGAAGGGACAUCAUCAGCCCGGGUGCUGUUUCUACAAGAGGUGUACAAAGACCACCAUCACUUACACUGGCUUGCGCUUCCUCCUCUCCAAGGUUCUCAGCUUCUCUUUGCAGCGCGAUUAUCAAUGUGGCAGCUCUUUAACAACACACUCGCUGCGAACAUACAAUAUCAGGGAAACGAGUCAAGCCUUCGGCGUCUUCAAUGACGACGGAUAUAAACGCUUUGGAAUUGACCUAAAAACACUCGUCCAGGAGGAUAUCAAAGGACUACAACUCGCUUACAGUUCUGGGAAGGCGUCGCCCUUUGACGUUGACAAGUUUGGUCGUAAUGUCGCCCAUCUAUGCGUUCUGAGCUAUAAGGAUUGGAUGGGAAGGGUAGGGGCUACAAAGAGCUCUGACGGCCCUGAGGGCCUCAAGAUGAUAUUACGGUUCCUGCAACAGGUAGGCGUCAAUGUCUAUGCAGGUACCGACUCCGACAGCUCGAUGAUGCAAUUUGUCUUAAGAAAGCAUAGAUACGUGACUCUGGGUCCAGUCUAUGAUGUUCUUGCGAACUCCGAGUCGCAGUUUGAUCUUGAACAAGACUAUGAAAGCACUCUCACCAAUCACUCAAAGCGCUGGUUUGUAGAUGUGCUGCAAGAGCGCCCUGACAUUAUGGAAGGGCUGGGCUAUAAACCCCUUUUUCUGGCCGUGGCAAAACGAGAUGAAGCAAAACUCAUGGAGCUUAUCGAAAGUAUCAGGUUUGCAGAGUAUUUGCGCGAGACCGACCUUUUUGGACAAAACAUCGUGCACUUUUGCUUGAACUGGGAAACUGGUCUCCGACUCUUGCUCGAGGAAGAGGCCACACGCCGCCUGGUGAACCAGCCUGAUGCAGCAGGAAAUACGCCUUUGAUGGAUGCACUAGCGUUUAGCGAGCACGCCUGCCAGAAGCCCGGUGGGCCAGAUUUGUGCUCCAGCUGCCGCUGCUCUACUGCCAUCAAGCUGCUUCUUGAGACAGACUGCCCCAUGGGACUCGAUUUGAUCGCCGACCCGCCCGGACUUGGAGUUUUUCGGAAAGCUAAGAUAGCUCUGCUUGAGCACCUUGCGCAGAGGCGAGAGCGGCUACAACAACUGGCAUUGAACUACCUCUCUGAAUCAGAGCUUCGAGAUCUUGGGGUCUCUCCAAACGAACUACCUGACAUCACAGCCCCCGCGAUCUGGGACAGGCUGCAGUCGCUUCAUCAAAGCGGUGUCGUAAAGAUACUCCACAAGGGUCUGGAUCCUUUGACGGAAACCCAACUUUCGGGCCGUGUUCAGCAAGGAAUCUUCCAUCUCUUAGACGACCCUAGAGAUGCCGAGUCCAUUAUUCCUUGUCCCUGCACUACUGAGGAGCUAUCACGGCCUCUGCACCACAUUGUGGCCUCGUCACUGAGUUAUAUGGGCGUGCCCGUUCGGUCACACAUCCGAACCAUAUCUUUCGCACACCAACCCGCCCUGGCCAUGUAUCUCCUUGCAUAUCUCAGCAUUAUUGCUAGUGAUGUGGACGUAACUUACCUCGCGAAAUCAAUCAUCCGUGUUCUGACCAUGGAGGCCCUAAGUAUCAGCCACUUACCACAGUGUCGUGAGUGGCCCAUAUACUCUAGGGAGAGGUUCCAGGAGGUAAAAGAGGAAGAGGAAUGGGAUGCCAUGCUUGACGAGGACCCAAUCUUGAUCGAAAAACUUAACGAUCUGUGCCAAGGGUUUGAGCAAGAAUUCUCGAACCAGAAUCUCUCUAUCGAGGACUUCUUGCAGCUUCAUUGGCACCCUAGGAUGCGCCAAGUUCGCCGUCAAAUUCGCAGGGAGCACAAGGCAGUGGACGAAGACUACAGAAAGGAGCUUCGCGAGAUUGGCGUGGUUUUGGUUGACGAGUCUGAACCGCAUGUGAAUUCCGGUUCGCAUGACACAUCCGAGUCUGAUGAUGAUUCCGGGGAGGAUGACUGA